AUGCAGGUCUUCACUAUCCUCUGGACACUCGCGUUCUUGUUGAAAGAGGCGCACACAUGGGGCUUCAAAGACGGAAUAUUCCACAAUUCAAUCUGGCUGGAACAAGCAGCUGGGGUUUACCACCGGGAAUCGCGCAAAGGAAGAUACCAGCUGACGUAUAAAGAGGCCAAAGCUGUCUGCAAAUAUGAGGGAGGGAAACUGGCCACUUAUGAGCAACUGGAGGCCGCUCGACAAAUAGGUUUUCAUGUGUGUGCAGCUGGAUGGUUUGAUAGAGGACGUGUGGGUUACCCCAUCGUCAAAGCUGGUGCAAACUGUGGAUUUGGAAAAGUUGGCAUCAUCGACUACGGAUUCAGGCUGAACAAAAGCGAAAGAUGGGAUGUGUACUGCUACAACCCAAACUCCAAGGAGUGUGGUGGUGUGCUGACAGAUCAGCAGAGGAUCAUUCAGUCUCCUGGAUUCCCUGAGGAGUAUCAGGAUGAACAGAUCUGCUACUGGCACAUCCGAGUGCGCCUGGGUCAGAGGAUCCACCUUCACUUCAGGGAGUUUGAUGUGGAGGAAGACACAGCUUGUAUCUCAGAUUACCUGGAGGUUUAUGACAGCUACGAUGAUGUCUCAGGCUUUGCUGGCAGGUUCUGUGGUGAUUAUUUACCUGACGAUAUCAUCAGUACAGGAAACGUGAUGACACUAAAGUUCCUGUCUGAUGCUUCAGUCACAGGGGGGGGCUUCCAGUUACGUUAUACUGCCUUUAAUGCAUCUCUGGCUAAACACGAUUUUCACUGA
Molecule: messenger RNA, 780 nt
Organism: Scomber japonicus (chub mackerel)
Lineage: Eukaryota; Metazoa; Chordata; Actinopteri; Scombriformes; Scombridae
Gene: tnfaip6
Product: tumor necrosis factor, alpha-induced protein 6
Exons: 6
Coding region: 1-780 (259 amino acids)
Biological process (GO): negative regulation of inflammatory response; cell adhesion
Molecular function (GO): hyaluronic acid binding
Source: RefSeq, a predicted model, not a curated record